Molecule: messenger RNA, 2869 nt
Organism: Cuscuta epithymum
Lineage: Eukaryota; Viridiplantae; Streptophyta; Magnoliopsida; Solanales; Convolvulaceae
Source: the annotation of a GenBank genome assembly
AAGAAAGAAUACAAUUUUUUUUUAAAAAAAAUACCCUAGUCGGAUUCCCCAAUUCCGACUAGGUAGUUGAUUUUUUUUUUAAAUUAGAAUACCAUUUAUUAUAAAUGAGAGUGAUUUAGGAUUUCAAUUUUUUUUUUUAAUAAAAUACCCUGGUCGGAUUUCCCAAUUCCGACUAGGUAGUUAAAUUUUUUUAAAAUUAGACUCCAAUUAUUAAAAGAACGAAUACAAUUUUUUUAAAAAAUUUUACCCUGGUCGGAUUCUCUAAUUCCGACUAGGUAGUGUAUUUUUUUUUUUUAAAUUAGUCUAGUCGGAUUCCCCAAUUCUGACUAGGUAGUUAUGGAUUUUUUUUUGCGCAACCCUAAUCUCCAGUCGGAAUUGGGGAAUCCGACUCCCGUGUUUUGGUAACCCGUUUUUUGGAAUGUCAGACUCGAAAGUCCCGUUUUUUGGUAAUUCCUUCCAUAAACUUCACCUUUUUGGAAUAAUGGAAAAUUCUAUUUGCAAAACCAAUAAAAAACAAAAAACUAGCGUGUAAGGAUGUCUUUACUUGGACUGUAAUUCGUACUAAACUGUACCAGACUAGACCAGAUCUGACCAGAUUAAUUCAGACCAGACCAAACCAGAUAUGGAUAGUUAUAAAAAUACAAAGAUAUCAGACAUUACCAGACCAGAUCAGACCAGACCAUAUCAGACUAGCAGAUUACGUUGCCGUAACUUUUCUUAAGGAAGAAAGAGGGAAAGAGAUGAGGAAUAUGUGGAAAAUGUGAAAUAGACGUGUUACCUCUUAGAACCAUAUAAUAUCAUUCAAGACUUCCAAGUGAGUACUUUUCCAAGUCAUUGUUGGGUAUAUAAUUGAAAGCUCCGUACGAGGCUCGGAGCCACCACUUCAAUCCUCAAUCAAUAUACUUCGUAUACUCCAUUAUUGGUAAAAGUGAUCACAUACCAAACCUUGUAUUAUCGGAAUAUCCGAACCUGCAGAACAGUCCACUUCUUUUUCUCACCUACGAAAUAUCAAUGGCGAGUGGGGCCCAAAGGGAGUAUCCACCACCUCAAGAAACGGCCGUUCUUUCACCCCAAGAAUCCCAAACGCUGCCCAAUCUUCCCCCAGAAAUCAUCACAGAAAUCCUAACAAGAUUGCCCGUGGAAUGUCUCCUGCGAUUCAUAUCCGUUUCGAAAUCAUGGCGAUCCUUGAUCUCAAGCCAGCGCUUUGUCAUCGCCCAUGGGGAUAUCUCCGACCAGAAACACGAAAACCGGCGACUCCUCCUCCUUGCUUCAGUCUCCGGCCAGGGCAGAAUCUGUUCCAUUCAUUCCUUUUCCAGAGAGAACCCCUCUCUGGUUUUACCCAAUCUCAGCCGUUUGUCCAGUUCUCCCUGUAAAUCUCCGAGAAUCUUAGGUUCUUGUAAAGGGCUGAUCUGUCUCUCCACUGUUGCUCUCAAACUGCUCAUAUGGAAUCCAUCAACAAGAAAGUCCUGGGAAUUCCCAGAUUUCUGGGUUCAGAGAAAGACUGGAUGCUAUGUCAGAUAUGGGUUUGGUUUCGAUGAACACACAAAAGAUUACAAACUCAUAAAAGUCUCCAGUUUUGACCAAUCUGGGGGUAGAUAUGGCAAUGAAGUCCAGUCUUAUAGCUUAAAGACUGAUUCUUGGACUAUAAUGUCUGGGUUUAGCAGUGGGUAUAUAAACGGAAAAUGCGGGGUCUUUCUCAAUGGAGCUCUUCACUGGGAAAUCCGCCACGCGGAUGAUUUCUGGGAAAUUAUUGCCAUUGAUCUGAGUAUAAUGGAGGGCAGCUAUAAGACCAUAUCAAUUCCUCAAAUCCUUCAAAAUGGGAAAUUUCGCUUGAAAUUAGAGGUUCUGGAUGGUAAACACCUGGCAGCUUGUUACAUAUCUUCUGCAGAGAAGAUGGUGGAUGUGUGGGUGAUGAAGGAGUAUGGGCUGGUUGAAUCUUGGACUAAAGUUUCUUCUGUCUCUUUGCUGCCUUAUGGAGAUUUUAGAGGUUAUGUGUCUGUGGUGUAUAUGUCAGAAAAUGGGGAUGAGUUUUUGCUCAAGCUUGGAACAGAGCUGGUGUUUUACAGGUCUGCCCAUGGUGGUUCCUUCAGGAAACUGGAGGGGUAUGACUACAAGUCUGCUCUUGAACUUCAAUCAGCAACCUACUGUGAGAGCUUGGCUUUGCUUGACAAUGGCGAUUCCAGCCGAAAAUUAAGCAAGGAGACAAGCGUAAUUAAAGAUCUAUAAUGGGAUAAUUUUAUGAGGAAUAAACAUUUAUAAAUAGUCAAGCAUGUUUAAUAAAUUUAGUAAAUAAUAAUAAUUGGCUUUUAGUACAGGGGUAAACUGCGUACAUCCGACCCCCUUACCCCACCGUAGGUGGGAGCUUUUGCGGCACUGGGGUAAAUGAAAAUGUUGAAGAAUUGGCCUUUGCUUUGUAAAACAUGUAGUAAUGUGUGGAUUAAACAUGUAUGUCUCACCUAAUUAGUGUGUCUUAGUCUAAUUAAUUACUUCCACUUUUGGUAAUACCCACAACUAAUUUUCGAUCCCAGCCAGUUUAGUCUUGAUGUGUUCAUUUUCUGGUGUAGGAUAAUGAUCUAUCACACAUUUCUAUAAAGAAAAUUGGUUCAAAUAAGACUAAAAUAUAAACAAAGCUCAUAACUUAAUAACUUAUAGUAUGUUUUAGAGUCCAUGUGACUCUCUUUUUCGGCUAAUCAGGUUUAACAUGUAAUUUUUUAUUUCACACGCUAAAUUGUGUAAGAAUAAAAAAAAGUAAAGUUGCAGAUACUUUCAUGACUGUAAUGACUGUAUUGAUUGAAGUUACUGCAGAUGAUGAUUUUAGUCUUUUUUCAUAUAGUUUUUUUUAUUAAUAAAAUAUAUUAUAUUUCAAAUA